AUGCAUUGUUCGUCUCCCAAAAUGGUUUGCGAGACUAAAAUUGUUGCAGACGAACACGAUGCCAUACCUGGGAGUAAAAAAGAAUCUAUCAUUGUUUCCUCUUCACAAAUGUGGACAUCCUCUCCGGCGUCGGCCAGUGCACUCGAAAGUAAAGAGAUGAAAAGGGAUCAAGUCUUCAUCCGCGAAUUCGAGCGGGCGGACCAUGCGGAGGUGCGCCGCAUCUUUUAUGAGGGUAUCAUGGAGCGGAUACCCAAUACUGCAUUUCGGGGUCUCAGACAUCAAACUCAAACCCAGUUUCUAUACGCCCUUCUCACAGUGAUGUGCUUUGUAAUGACCAAGUCUUUUGCCCUGACCUGCUGCGCUCCCUUCCUGCUUAUGGGUGCACGAUACUACUACAGUAGAAAAGUCAUCCUCAACUACCUGGACUGCGCACUCCACACAGACAUGUCAGACAUUGAGACCUAUUACAUGAAACCCACAGGUUCCUGUUUCUGGGUGGCGGUGCUAGAGGGCAAAGUGGUCGGCAUCGUAGCUGCACAGGGCCGAGAAGACGACAACACGGUGGAGCUGAAGCGAAUGUCGGUGGAUUCUCGUUUCCGUGGUAAGGGCAUUGCCAAGGCGCUGGGUCGGCGAGUGCUGGAAUUUGCCGUACUCAACAACUAUUCGGCAGUGGUCCUGGGCACCACCGCGGUAAAGCUGGCUGCUCACAAGCUGUACGAGUCUCUGGGUUUCCGGCGAGUGGGCGAGAACGAGGACUACACGCUUCCGGGUAUGACCCGCUCCCCGCUCGAGAGGCUGUUUUUCCAGAUCCGCUACCACCGUUACCGGCUGCAGCUCCACGAAGAGUGA
Molecule: messenger RNA, 849 nt
Organism: Chanos chanos (milkfish)
Lineage: Eukaryota; Metazoa; Chordata; Actinopteri; Gonorynchiformes; Chanidae
Gene: aspnat
Product: N-acetyltransferase 8-like
Exons: 3
Coding region: 1-849 (282 amino acids)
Cellular component (GO): mitochondrial membrane
Molecular function (GO): L-aspartate N-acetyltransferase activity
Source: RefSeq, a predicted model, not a curated record